Striga asiatica is the source of this 678-nucleotide messenger RNA. NCBI's taxonomy places the organism in Eukaryota, Viridiplantae, Streptophyta, Magnoliopsida, Lamiales, Orobanchaceae. The record is from the annotation of a GenBank genome assembly.
AUGGACAGAAUUAAUCUCCACAUCUCGAAAAAGUUGUGGAGGAUAGAAAUCGUGAUGCUGUUGCGCGGCUUGCGCCUAAGCAGAAGGAGCUACUUAACCAUGUUGAGGUCCUUGUCAUGGAUUGCAGCUGAGAUCUUCCUGGGGCAUUGGGUGUGGAAGAGGAUAUGGUGGAUGGCUUUGCGGUACAAAUUGGAGAUGUUGAAGGACCCGCUGAGGGCUUUAUUGAUCCUUUUGCACCUGAGGACACGGUCCCAGCCCAGGCCACGAGGAUCGGCCCAAGGGUUUCAUAAAUGGGAGGACAGGGAGCUGCCGUGUUAUGUCACCAGCUUCAUCACCAUAGUUAUCCUCGGAGUGGGCCUCAACGCCAAGACCGAUCACACGAGAAAUCCUUCGAGCUGGAAUCUGCCCAGCCUGUUGAGUCCGAUUGAAGUAGCCAGAAAGGUCUUAUUGACUUUGCCUAACCAGUGUGGGUCCUUAAGGAAUAUAGUCAUCCCCGCCGAUAAGACGUCAGCUCAACCGGAGUCGAGGCUUUACGGCGAGCAAAAUAUGGACGCCGGCUCAACCGGAGUCAAAGGCUCAACAAUUAGAAAAAUAUGUUCGUCGGCUCAGCCGGAGUCGAGGCUCUACGGCGAGCAAAAUAUAGACGUCGGCUCAACCGAAGUCGAGGCUCAACAGUGA